Messenger RNA from Cricetulus griseus (Chinese hamster), 1333 nucleotides. Lineage: Eukaryota; Metazoa; Chordata; Mammalia; Rodentia; Cricetidae. The record is from RefSeq and is a predicted model, not a curated record.
AUGACUAAGCUGUUUGCAGCUGUUGUGUUCGACACGGGGUACUGCCCAGCCGCCUAUGGGCUGCUCACCCAGGUGGAUGGUCAUAGCCUCCCCUCCUGCUGGAGCCACACUUGGCUUUUGCAGAGACUGGAAAGGGCUCUGUCUGAUGGCCUUCCUUACCUGGCUGCUCAACAGUGCCACUUUGCACAGUUACAGCAGCUGUUUGAGGAUUUUGUUUAUAUGCCAGGACUUUUCCCACACGCCUGCUCAGCUCUUGUGAGAAAAAUAGCCGCUGAAUUCCAAAGCUUCACGAGUAAAUCUCUCAAGGAACACAUUUUGCCUCCUCUGAUGAACAUGUUAAUUUAUUUCAAUUUUUAUAAAACUCCCCUUCUCGUGGAUUUAAAGAGACCCGAGUCGAAGAUCGCCCACACAGUGAACUUCUAUCUCAGGCCUGAGCCUGGGGUGUUGCUCGGCAUCUGGCACACAGUCCCCAGUUGCCGGGGAGAGGAUGCCAAGGGGAAGUGUCGCUGCUGGUAUGAAGCUGCCCUUCAUGAUGGGAACCCGAUUAUUGUUUAUCUUCAUGGCAGUGCACAGCACAGGGCAGCUCCUCACAGAAUUAAGCUGGCAAAGGUGCUGAGUGACGGAGGCUUUCAUGUCUUGUCAGUGGACUACAGAGGGUUUGGGGAUUCUACGGGAACGCCCACUGAGGAGGGGCUAACCAGAGAUGCUAUUUGUGUCUAUGAAUGGACCAAGGCAAGAAGUGGUAGGACCCCUGUGUGUCUGUGGGGCCACUCUCUGGGAACAGGAGUUGCAACAAAUGCUGCGAGAGCAUUAGAGGCGAAAGGGUGUCCAGUGGAUGCCAUUGUCUUAGAAGCUCCAUUUACCAACAUGUGGGUGGCGAGUAUCAACUAUCCUCUGCUAAAGAUUUACAAGAAGCUACCAAGAUGUUUAAGAAUGCUAAUGGAUGCCCUUAAAGAAGACAAGAUAGUCUUCCCCAGUGAUGAAAAUGUGAAGUUCCUGUCUUCCCCACUUCUCAUCUUGCAUGGAGAAGACGACAGGACAGUGCCUCUGGAGUGUGGAAAGCAGCUCUACGAAAUUGCACGCAAAGCCUACAGGAACAAAGACAGGGUCAAAAUGGUUGUCUUCCCUCCAGGCUUCCAUCACAACCUUCUUUGUAAAAGCCCCUUGCUACUGAGAAGUGUGAGAGACUUCCUGAGCCAGCAGUGGGCAUGAGGGCCUGGAGGAGCAGAAAUCGACAGUGAAGAUGGGGUACAAAAGUCAUCUGAGCUGUGUGGUUUCUGUGUGCAAAAUUGCAUUGGACUACUUGAGUGAGCCAAAGCCCCUGAUGCUUCCA